Molecule: messenger RNA, 1321 nt
Organism: Exophiala xenobiotica
Lineage: Eukaryota; Fungi; Ascomycota; Eurotiomycetes; Chaetothyriales; Herpotrichiellaceae
Exons: 1
Coding region: 43-1041 (332 amino acids)
Cellular component (GO): nucleus
Molecular function (GO): hydrolase activity, acting on ester bonds; zinc ion binding
Source: RefSeq, a predicted model, not a curated record
CUGAUUACAGGACUCCAAGCCUUCCUCGUCACUAUAGUAAUCAUGUCUUCCGACAAGAAGUGGCCUCUAAAAAAGGUAGUUCUGUCGCCACCGCCCCUCUCUGCUCUAGCCUCAGCUAUCUCCCUGGAGCUUUCAUCCAACUUCUCCGAGUCAUCAUGCACGGUCGAAACACCGCCAGACCUGACUCUCCCGCCGUAUCACCUGGCUGGUCCAGGUUUGACUGGGUCUACUCGCGUUGUUGAGGUCGGCGAUCCGUCAUACCUGAUCAAGUUCGACUUCACUCGGCGGUACGAUCUUCAGCCUAUCUCUCGAAAGACCGAUAUGUCUCCCUCAUCAGGCUUGAUGAUUGGGGCCGGUGCGGGUCCCUUUUAUGUGCUGGGCCAGAAUACGGAACUCAUGCCUAAUUUCGCAUAUGGCACAGCUGCUGGAGGAGGCUCCCCAGAAGCGACCCGCAACCGUACGCACUAUGCCAAAAUAACACCGGCUGACGGCGUAUCCUGCUGUCAGUUGCCCGACAGUUCCAAGUUCGGGCUGAUGUGCAAUUUGUUCUGCUCUGAUGGGACGCCAGGCCCAUGUCUGCAUAUCAAGGCCAAGUCUCGUACGGGCCGGGAUAAUUUCACCCAGACGAUCCAGAACGCUAUUGGGGCCGCAUUUAACAAGCAGCUCGUUUCAAUCGGCGGAGUGUUCCUCAUCAGAUCGGGCAAAGUGAAUCUACACGUCAUGCCGGAUUUCCCUGCGAGUCCAUUCAAUAACCAUGACGAUGUGGAGAAGUGGUUACGCUACUUUGAGAUGGAGUUCAAAAGAGACAGCCCGGAAGGACCACUGGUGUGUCUGAGCGUUCUGCACUCGGGGGACGACAAGGGUCUGGGGUUGAGGAUGGAGCAUACGCAUUGUUUCACCGACUCCAAGGAUGGAAGUAUGGAGACAACGAAAGGCGGGCAUUAUCACUACGAUGUGGACGAGACGAAAGCCGAGGUCGAGUAUGAAGGGUGGUUCAAUGUUGCAGAACAUGUGUACAGGGUCGAUCCUCCUCCGUCGUGAUGUGAUGCCCUCAUACAGUCAGGGUGGUAUGGGCCAAGGAUGUGAUUACGGAUCACUCUGGUUCAAGCCUUCUAUCGUUCAACUUCACAGAUCCCUUCAGACAGACUCACUUGCUUGAAGGAAAGAAGACUAAAAUAUUCCCGACAAAAACGCAAAUCUGGGCAAGGAGAACGUCGGAAGUGAUUGUGUGGUUGGCUGCCAGCCAUCAGGCUGACAUCGUACCUGCGUCAGCUAUAGCACGACUAUUGCCUUAACGCCUAAUGAUAGUAUUAUCGAUCCG